UGGUCGAUAGUAACGGCGUCGACAGGCAACCACGCCCUCGGAUGUGCACACGCUCUGAAGCAGACCAAUCAGAGAGGUCUGCUAUAUCUACCUACAGACUGUAGUGAGUCUCGUCUGCAAUCCCUGAAGGAGUUUGCAGAGUGGUGCGAACUGGUACAAGAAGGGGAUGAAUGUGUGGCUACAGAGACAGCUGCGAAGAGGUUUGCGCAGGAAAAUGGUAUACCCUACGUGUCACCAUACAAUGACAUGGAUGUAUUGGCUGGCCAAGGUAUGGAUUACCAGGUAUUGCCAGGCUGUGGUGGUAUACGUGCAUGGUUUUGUAAAAAAGACGUGUAG
Sphaeroforma arctica JP610 is the source of this 336-nucleotide messenger RNA. RefSeq lists its product as hypothetical. The transcript has a single exon. NCBI's taxonomy places the organism in Eukaryota, Ichthyosporea, Ichthyophonida. Gene Ontology annotation, molecular function: threonine deaminase activity; L-serine ammonia-lyase activity. Gene Ontology annotation, biological process: L-threonine catabolic process; L-serine catabolic process. The record is from RefSeq and is a predicted model, not a curated record. The annotation marks the transcript as partial.